Molecule: messenger RNA, 601 nt
Organism: Culex quinquefasciatus (southern house mosquito)
Lineage: Eukaryota; Metazoa; Arthropoda; Insecta; Diptera; Culicidae
Exons: 3
Coding region: 1-402 (133 amino acids)
Source: RefSeq, a predicted model, not a curated record
AUGGACGGUUCCGCUCAAGUUACCGGAAAAAUUUGCGGAAGCGUCGGAAGACUUGUUUUUUUCGGAACCCACCCUGGGAACCUGUCCUGGAAAGGAACAAACCGUAGCCCCCGGUACAUUGGCUGGCGUGGUCCUUCGUGGUCAAAGACGCUGUCAACCUCGUCCUGUUGGCCUUCCCUCGGCAUGAUCAGUUCCACAAACGCGUUUGAACCGCUGGCCACGCCGCCGGCUCCCAAGCUGCUUCAGGUGACGGGCUCAAAAAUGUCCGCUGCCCGCCGGCGGAACGCCGUCGCAGUUCCGGCUCGAUCUGUCGACGUCGACGAGGAGCUGCUGGAAACUGAACGCUUCCCCGAGUUCCGCAACGAUUUGUGUUGGCCAUUGAGGCGGCUCUCGGUUCGGUAGACCUCCGGCAGAACCUUGGCGAAGACAAAAAAAGCAAGCCGUCCCCACCGUGGAAGGUUCAUCCACUCGAUCAACCUCUCCCAAAGCAACUUCCUCCAGGACCCCCCGCCGCCUCCUCACACUAUGGUUUGACUUCGGCCAAUACCCGAAGGUCUUUGACGCCCUCGUCGAGGGCAUGCGCAUGUUCAAGAUUAUCACC